Molecule: messenger RNA, 1510 nt
Organism: Trichosurus vulpecula (common brushtail)
Lineage: Eukaryota; Metazoa; Chordata; Mammalia; Diprotodontia; Phalangeridae
Gene: DND1
Product: DND microRNA-mediated repression inhibitor 1
Exons: 3
Coding region: 1-1122 (373 amino acids)
Biological process (GO): mRNA stabilization; negative regulation of miRNA-mediated gene silencing
Cellular component (GO): nucleus; cytoplasm
Molecular function (GO): mRNA binding
Source: RefSeq, a predicted model, not a curated record
AUGGGAACCUGGCCAGCCGCGAGCGGCGUUUCCUUGCGAUGUGGCCCGGAGCCGAGCGCCCCCAUUCACCCCUUCUCCCACCCUCCCCAGUUGUGGUGUGAGCGGGUGAAUCCAGUGAACAAGGCUGCGCUGGAGGCUUGGGUGAGGGAAACGGGGAUCCGACUGGUGCAAGUGAACGGGCAGAGGAAAUACGGCGGUCCACCCCCAGGCUGGGUGGGCAGCCCCCCACCCGCAGGCUCAGAGGUGUUCAUCGGUCGCCUGCCCCAGGACGUGUAUGAGCACCAGCUGAUCCCACUGUUCCAGCGAGUGGGGCGUCUCUACGAGUUUCGCCUUAUGAUGACUUUUAGUGGCCUGAACCGAGGCUUUGCCUACGCUCGAUACAGCUCCCGCCGCGGGGCCCAAGCCGCCAUCGCCACGCUGCACAACCACCCGCUUCGGCCUGCCUGCCCACUGCUGGUGUGCCGGAGCACCGAGAAGUGCGAGCUGACCCUGGAUGGGCUGCCCCCGGCUCUGAGCCACCAGGCCUUGCUUCAGGCGCUGCAGCCUCUAGGCUCCGGUCUGCAGGAAGCACUGCUGCUGCCCAGCCUUCUGCGCCCCCACGCACAGAUCGCCCUGCUCAAGUUUGGCUCCCACCGGGCUGCGGCCAUGGCCAAGAAGGCUCUGGUAGAAGGGCGCUCAAAGCUCUGUGGCGAGCAGGUGACAGUAGAAUGGCUGAAGCCCGACCUGAAGCAACGACUCCGACAGCAAACCGAAGGUCCUUUGUUUCGGGGCUUGGGGAUUGAGAGCAGCCGUAGGAUCCUACCUGAGAAAUUGGGGACCCUGAUGCCCCCUAGCUGUGCCCAGACCACCCUUGAAACAGUGUGCCAACAGAGGCACCUAGGCAUGCCCGUGUUCCUCACUAAGUGCUUGGGAGCUGGGCCUGCAGGCUGGCACCGCUUCUGGUACCAGGUGGUGAUCCCUGGUCACCCCAUGCCUUUCAGUGGCCUCAUCUGGGUAGUUGUAACAAAGGAGGGACCAAGCGGACACGAAGUUGCCAAGAAUGCUGUGUCCCUUCGCCUCCUAGAAGCAUUAGGUGAGCCAAGGGAAAAUGAGAGCCUAGGGUGGGAGUGGUUUUCCUGCUAAAUAGUUGUUUCUUUUUUCUGUAAUGUCAUAGCCAUCCUGGUCAGUUGGUCACCAGUUAGCUGCAGAGGUAGGGUAAAGAGCUCCUUCGUCCUUCAAGAAGGGCAGGGCCCUGAAGCUGGACGAAAUGGAACACACUGUACCUGGCUGAUCUAGAAGGAAAACCUCCCCUUGUUCCCCUGUUCUGUUUCCUUUAUGCCAGGUACAUCCCUUCCACCCAACUAAUCCUUAUGUGUUUAUGGUUCUGUCCCUCAAGCUGUUUACUUAGGCCCAAAGUCAACUUUUUGGCCCCUAUGCCCAUUACUGUUCUUCCCCCUUGGUAUUCUGUGUUGGUGUAAGUUUAAAUCUGUUUUUCUUCCAUUUAAUUAAAAACCUAAAGUUGGUAUAUGUA